UGUUCAAGGGCUGAACAUUCACCACUCCAUUGCCUCCCCUGACUGCUCUAGGGAGUAUCUCUCUCCCUUGCAGCUCCUAUGCUGCAGACUCAUGGAACUGUCUGCAUUGCCUCCCUUUCCAGAGAAUUGUGCCACCUCUCAGUGGUGUAUGUUGCUGGACUGCUGGUGUUUGUAUGAAAUCAGCAUGACCUGGCACUGAUUCUGUAAAUCGUGGGGCUAUUUAAUGACUGUGAAACUGAACUCCCUCAUUGCCCUGUCUCCCAGGGUGCUGAGUGUGCUGGGGGGAGACACUUUCCCUUCUUCAGUGCUGUUUGGCUCCAGGUCCUGGAGGGCUCAGAUUGGAAAGUCCCACUUAGGAGUCAGAGUUCAAGUUUCCAAGUGCCUCAUACUCACACAGCAGAGCAGAGCCCUUUCCUGCCUGCUCUGGAGUGGGGCAUGAAUGACCCAGCCUCACGCUCUGUCUCUCAACAGCUUUAGAGAACAAUGGACUCAAGAGAGGAUGAGGAGCUGGCCUUUCUGAAGAUUGCCAGGGCUUUCCGAUCCGAUCCGGAGGGCAGGCUGGCUGAGCAAGAGGUGAAAUCAGGAGAUCAGCGCGGGGAUCGCUCUCUUGACCCGUUACAUCGACCACUGAUCGUGCUCCUGUCAGCACCGGUGCUCCAGCGGCUUGUGAGGAGUAAGGAAGUGGAUGGGAGAGUUUCUCACGCCCCCCUGCAAUGGGAACACUGUAGUAACUUGAACGAAGGCACAGGUGGAUGCAUCUCACUGGCCCAACUCUCCUCGUGGGGAAGUUUUCCUAGACAGCCAGCUGGGGGGAGAGCGAAGGAUGCCGCUUGGGAGAUGAGUGCCACCAAGGAGGACAGCCGGUGUCAAAAGGCAGUCCAGAUCGUCAGCGAGCUGUGCCGCAAGAAAAGCCUGCCCAGCCUGGAUUUGGAAGCCUGCCGGGAGUUCCUGCUCCUGCCUUCAGACCAGAGCCUGAGUAUCUCGGAGCCAGGUAUAGUCCCCUUGCCCGAGCUCUCCAUCAGCCUCCUUGCGGUGAUAGUUAUUGUGUGUGGCCUCGCCUUGGUGGCAGUUUUUCUCUUUCUCUUUUGGAAGCUGUGCUGGGUGCCCUGGAGGAACAAGGCCGUUUCUUCUAGCGUCUCCCAGAGCCAGGUGGCCUGCAAUCAGGAGAGCAUGGCCGACAAGCUGAAGGACACAGGCACGCUUGGCUUCCUGGAAGCCGCCGUAAAGAUCAGCCACACCUCGCCAGAUAUCCCGGCCGAGGUCCAGCUGUCCAUGAAAGACCACAUCAUGCGGCAUGCCCGGCUCCAGCGGCAAACAACAGAGCCCACCUCCUCCACCAGGCACAUUUCCUUCAAGAGGCACCUGCCGCGGCAGAUGCACGUGUCCAGCAUGGACUAUGGCCCGGAUCUUCCCCCCGAGGCCGAGCAGCCCACCAGCAUCGGCAGGAUCAAACCCGAGCUCUAUAAGCAAAAGUCUGUGGACUCCGAGGACCCCAACAAGGAGGCCGCCAAAACCUGCGGGAAAAUCAACUUCUCGCUCAAGUACGACUAUGAGAACGAGACGCUGAUCGUGCGGAUCCUCAAGGCCUUCGACCUGCCGGCCAAGGAUUUCUGCGGCAGCUCGGACCCCUACGUCAAAAUCUACCUCCUGCCUGACAGGAAGUGCAAGUUCCAGACGCGCGUCCACAGGAAGACCCUGAACCCCACCUUCGACGAGUCCUUCCACUUCCCCGUGCCCUACGAGGAGCUGGGCAGCAGGAAACUGCACCUGAGCGUCUUCGACUUCGACAGGUUCUCCAGGCACGACAUGAUCGGGGAGGUGAUCCUGGAGAACCUGUUCGAGGCCUCGGACAUCUCCCGGGAGACCUCCAUCUGGAAGGACAUUCAGUACGCCACGAGCGAAAGCGUGGACCUGGGGGAGAUCAUGUUUUCCCUUUGCUAUUUGCCAACUGCAGGUCGCCUCACCUUAACCGUCAUUAAAUGCAGGAAUCUUAAAGCGAUGGACAUUACUGGCUACUCAGAUCCAUAUGUGAAGGUGUCUCUGCUCUGUGAUGGGCGGAGGCUGAAAAAGAAGAAAACCACCAUUAAGAAAAACACUCUUAAUCCUACCUACAAUGAGGCGAUAAUAUUUGACAUUCCUCCGGAGAACAUGGAUCAAGUCAGCCUGCUUAUCUCUGUCAUGGAUUAUGAUAGAGUGGGUCACAACGAGAUCAUUGGCGUCUGCCGCGUGGGGCUCAAUGCUGAGGGCCUGGGCCGAGACCACUGGAACGAGAUGCUGGCCUACCCUCGCAAGCCCAUCGCACACUGGCACCCGCUGGUGGAGGUGAAGAAAUCCUUCAAGGAGUGGCAAGGCCGAGCAGCGAGCUUCGACAGCCAAGGCUCAUGUCCCUCUCCUAAGCCACCUCCCACACCCUGAACCACCAAAGCAGGGAACUAGAAUGGGACUCAACAAAGUUCUUUUGCACUUGUCCUCCAGUCUGAACAUCUUGGCAGCAGCGAGAUGCUCCGGGCCCCGCUGUUCCAGUGGAGGCAGAGGCAGAAGAAACACUUUGUCGUCAAAUUUGUCUUGGUCUGUUAUGUCUCCCAAAGUUACGAUGUUUGUGGCUUGCGUUUUAUGGAUCGGCUGCCAGAGGAGAAAGAUGGAACGAAACGUAAACGUGAGCUGGAAGCUUGGGCUGUAAAAUGUUGGACCAAUAGCAGAGCUGCUACAAGCACCGAUGACAUGCCCGGGGGAAGAGGCAUGGGAAGAAGCAUGCGGCUACAUUUUCUGAUUGGAACAGUAUAAAUAGGAGCACUGAUUAAAUUUCAUGUGACCCGCUCUUUAUUGUUGUGAUCAGUCUGAAUUCAGCCACAUGUUUACAGGUUUCUUCUUUGUGUGGAAAUGUUCAUGAGCCUUUCAAAGUCUGUGCCGUGUGUACCCCAACUUCCUUCUGUGAUGUAUUAAAGAUUUGUUGAUUCCUCAGGGAAAACGGCCCAUUUUCUGUAUUUGUAGUCUCCCUAGGCCUAUUUGCAUGAAUAUAGUUACUUAAGAUCCUGUCUGCUCCUGCUGCUCAUUCCCCUGUGACAUCACUUGACUGUUGUGGAGUGAAGAGGACUGUUUUCCCACAAGGAGGGUUCUGAUGUGAGGUGGGAAAUGGGUUAUGGGAAUAGGUGAAAGUCCUGCAUGAACACUAGAUCUGCUUCAUAAAGGGUCAUGGUAGUACAGCGUGAGAGAGAGUAGAGGGAAGCACAAAAAUAUCAACACAAGUGUUUUAUAUUAAAAAAGCUUUAAUCGAAGGCUGUCAAACAAUUUUAAAAAUUGCAGUUAAUUGUGAGAUUUGUAAAAAGUUGUGUUUAAUGGCAAGUGAAUUGCACUGUUAAACAAUAAUAGAAUGCCAAUUGAAAUUCAGUCUGGAAGCAUGUUCUCGGGAAUGAUGGUGGAAGCAGAAAUGGGCACACUUAUCUGGCACAUAAAUAUUUUGCAACGUUGGCUACAGCAGUGCCACGUGGUGCCUGUUCUCACUUUCAGGUGCAACUGUAAAGAAGAAGCAGGCAGCAUUAUAUCCCAUAAGUGAAAACAAACUUGUUUGUCGGAGUGAUUGGCUGAACAAGAAGUAGGACUGUGUGGACUCAUAGGCUCUAAAGUUUUACCUUGUUUUGUUUUUCAGUACAGUUAUGUAAAAAAUCUAUAUUUGUAAAUUGCACUUCCACCAUAGAGAGAUUACACUACAAUACUUGUAUGAAGUGAACUGAAAUACUAUUUUGUUCCUUUUUUUUCAGGGCAAAUAUUUGUAAUGUAAUAUAAAAGGAGCACUGUACACUUUGUAUUCUGUAUUGUAAUUGACACCAAUAUAUUUGAAAAUGUAGAAAAAUGUCAAAAAUAUUUAUAAUAAAUUUAAACAAUAGAUGCCAAUUUAACAUUGCAAUUAAAACU
This is a messenger RNA of Pelodiscus sinensis (Chinese soft-shelled turtle), 3912 nucleotides long. The record is from RefSeq and is a predicted model, not a curated record. Lineage: Eukaryota; Metazoa; Chordata; Testudines; Trionychidae.